Messenger RNA from Magnolia sinica, 3821 nucleotides. Its product is annotated as homeobox-leucine zipper protein HOX32. Bases 1146 to 3659 code for a protein of 837 amino acids. The record is from RefSeq and is a predicted model, not a curated record. Gene Ontology annotation, molecular function: DNA-binding transcription factor activity; DNA binding; lipid binding. Lineage: Eukaryota; Viridiplantae; Streptophyta; Magnoliopsida; Magnoliales; Magnoliaceae. The transcript has 18 exons.
CCGUUCCCUCCAUUUCCUCUCUCUCUAUCUGGAUUUGCUAUCCACAACGCAGCUGACAUUUUGCUAUUUCCAUUUCUGCCCUUUGCCGGCAUUGCAAUUUGCAUGAGAGAGGUGAGCUUGAUUUUCUAGUCUUUCUAAAAUACAAAGAGAAUGGGAGAUGGGUGUUGAGGAUAGGAUGUCUGGGUUUCUCUCAUUUCUACAUUUUCAGAGCUGGGUUUUGGGUUAGAGAGAGAGAGAGAGAGAGAGAGAGAGAGAGAGAGAGAGAGAGGCAGGGGCAAUUUUGGAAGAUUUUUUUCUUGGGGUGUGAUGUGGGAGAGAGGAGGCUCUCUUGGAGGAGAGAGCCUGAUGAGGAGGUGGAAAGAGAAGGUGUUGCUUCAGUUCUGAAAGAGAUAGAAAUAGAGAGAGAUUUGUCUUUUUUGUUUUUCAAGGGCUCUGUUUCUGGUGAUUUUCAUCUUUUGAUUGUUUGCUUUUUUGAUUUUGGGCUGUUUUAGGGGUUUUUUGGAGGAUUUGGGAGGUGGGUUUUGGGUUUUUGGGGUUGUCUUCCUUUUUUAGUUUUUUUUUUUUUUUUCCAACCUGUGUUUGUGGGGUUCUGUUUUUAGGAUUUUUUUUUUGGAGGAUUUGGGAGGUGGGUUUUUCUGGGAUCUUGGUUUUGUUCUGGUUUUUUGGGGUUUUUUUUUUUUUCUUGGCUGGAAUUUUUCAGAGUUUAGGAGGAUUUGGGAUUUGGUCUUUUAUUUUUGCUCUGUUUUUGUUUUUGUUUUUUAAUUUUUUUGGGGCAUUUUUAGGGUUUAUAGUCUUUUAGUUUAUAUUUCUAUGCAUUUUUUUCCCAUUUUUGUCUGUCUUAGGGGAUUUUGAUAGGAUUUUGGGAGGUGGUUUUUUUUUUUCCUGGUUUCUCAGAAUUCCUCUGUUUUCAGGAUCUUUUUUUGUAGAUUUCUAGUGCUUUUCUAGGGUUUUCCAGGCUAUGUUUUAAGGGUGUUUGUUGAUUUUAUUUUAUUUUUGGGUGGGAAAAGGUGGAAUGUUUCGGGGAUAUCUAGGGCUGGUUUUUGGGCUUUAUAAGCUGGCGCCAUGCCUUUUUAGAGGUUUUUGAGGGGAGAAGGGAGGUGGGUUUUCGGGAUUUGUAGGGCUUGAUUUUUCAAGGGCUUGUGGAGAUGGCGCUCUCGGUGCACAAGGAUUCAUCGAAGCUGUUGGAUUCCGGCAAGUACGUGCGGUAUACGCCGGAGCAGGUGGAGGCAUUGGAGCGGGUUUAUACGGACUGCCCGAAACCGAGCUCAAUGCGUCGUCAGCAGCUUAUAAGGGAAUGCCCGAUCCUGUCGAAUAUAGAGCCGAAGCAGAUCAAGGUCUGGUUCCAGAAUCGAAGAUGCCGCGAGAAGCAAAGGAAGGAAGCUUCUCGCCUCCAGACGGUAAACAGGAAGCUGACUGCCAUGAACAAGCUGCUGAUGGAAGAAAACGACCGCCUGCAGAAGCAGGUCUCACAGCUGGUGUACGAGAAUGGUUAUAUGAAGCAUCAGAUACACAAUGCAUCUGUUGCGACCACAGACACCAGCUGCGAGUCUGUGGUCACUAGUGGUCAGCACCAACAAAACCCAACACAGCAUUCACAGAGGGAUGCUAACAACCCAGCUGGGCUCCUUGCGAUUGCGGAGGAGACCCUGGCAGAGUUCCUUUCCAAGGCUACCGGAACUGCUGUCGACUGGGUCCAGAUGCUUGGGAUGAAGCCUGGUCCGGAUUCUAUUGGAAUCGUUGCUGUUUCCCACAAUUGUAGUGGUGUUGCAGCCCGAGCCUGUGGUCUUGUGAGUUUAGAACCCACAAAGGUCGCAGAAAUCCUCAAAGAUCGUCCAUCUUGGUACCGUGAUUGCCGUUGCCUCGAGGUGGUGAAUGUACUCCCGACCGGAAACGGAGGGACCUUAGAGCUUAUUUACAUGCAGACUUAUGCACCUACUACAUUGGCCUCCGCACGUGACUUUUGGACACUGAGAUACUCUACAGGGUUAGAAGAUGGCAGUCUUGUGGUCUGUGAGAGGUCAUUGACGCCAACUACUGGCGGCCCAGCCGGGCCCGCUGCCCUGAAUUUUGUAAGAGCUGAGAUGCUUCCCAGUGGUUAUCUGAUCCGUCCAUGCGAGGGUGGUGGCUCUAUCAUUCACAUCGUCGAUCAUGUUGAUUUAGAUGCAUGGAGUGUGCCUGAGGUGCUGCGACCAUUGUAUGAGUCAUCGAAAAUUGUAGCUCAGAAAAUGACAAUUGCUGCAUUGCGCCACAUAAGGCAAAUUGCACAAGAGACCAGUGGUGAAAUUGUGUACAGUGGGGGCCGCCAGCCUGCAGUGCUACGGACUUUUAGCCAGAGGUUAAGCAGGGGUUUCAAUGAUGCUGUGAAUGGGUUUGCGGAUGAUGGAUGGUCUUUGAUGGGUAGUGAUGGUGUGGAGGAUGUAACAAUUGCUGUAAACUCUUCGCCGAGCAAACUUCUCGGUUCACCAAUGCUUUCCGCGAUGGGAGGCGGUGUGCUAUGUGCAAAAGCAUCCAUGCUGCUCCAGAAUGUGCCUCCUGCAUUACUCGUCCGAUUUCUGAGGGAGCAUCGUUCUGAAUGGGCCGACUCCGGCGUUGAUGCUUAUUCCGCUGCAUCACUGAAAGCUAGCCCGUAUGCAGUUCCCUGUGUGAGAUCUGGUGGCCUUCCGGGUAGUCAGGUCAUUCUACCUCUUGCACAGACCGUGGAACAUGAAGAGAUGCUGGAGGUGAUCAGGCUCGAAGGGAAUGGAUUUGCCCAAGAUGAUGCUGUUUUAUCUAGAGACAUGUAUUUAUUACAGCUCUGCAGUGGCAUAGAUGAAAAUGCAGUUGGAGCAUGUGCCCAGCUUGUAUUCGCACCAAUUGAUGAAUCCUUCGCUGAUGAUGCCCCAUUGGUGCCGUCCGGUUUCCGCGUCAUACCAUUGGAUCCUAAAACAGAUGGGCCUGUGACGACUCGGACCCUAGAUCUUGCAUCUGCGCUUGAAGGGCCAGGUGUAGCACGCCCGGCCGGUGAAACAGCAUCAAACACGUAUAACCUGAGAUCAGUUCUGACGAUUGCUUUCCAGUUCACAUAUGAGAACCACCUCCGUGACAAUGUGGCAGCAAUGGCCCGCCAGUAUGUGCGGAGUGUCGUGGGGUCAGUACAGCGGGUUGCAAUGGCGAUUGCCCCCUCGCGGCUCGGCUCGCAUAUGGGGCCCAAACCACCACCUGGGACCCCUGAGGCUCUUACCCUGGCACGGUGGAUUUGUCGGAGCUACAGGUUCCAUACUGGUGUGGAGCUCCUUCGAGCUGACACCCAGACAGGCGAUUCUGUGUUGCGGCUUCUUUGGCACCAUUCCGAUGCAAUCAUGUGCUGUUUGUUGAAGGCAAAUGCAUCGCCCUUCUUCACCUUCGCAAACCAAGCAGGGCUUGACAUGCUGGAGACGACACUUGUUGCUCUACAAGACCUAAUGCUCGAUAAGAUUCUCGACGAGAGUGGCCGGAAGACUCUGUGCUCUGAAUUCUCCAAGAUCAUGCAACAGGGAUUUGCUUAUCUACCAGCUGGAGUAUGUGUAUCGAGCAUGGGCAGGCCGGUUUCUUACGAGCAGGCAAUCGCAUGGAAGGUCUUAAACGAAGAGGACUCUCAUCACUGCCUGGCUUUCAUGUUCAUCAACUGGUCUUUCCUUUGAACUCUCUCUCUUUCUCUCUACCUAUGGCUGUCGCAGAUUCAUUCACAGAAGAAAAGAAAGGAAAAAAAAAAAAAAACAAAAACCAAAGUAGUCAUAUUUUAAUUUUAGCAGGAAACCAAAUGCAGUUCUAAUCUAAUACUUGCAUAUUUUGCUUGGUGUGGA